UUUCAGCUCAGCAGAACAACAAAAACAUUGGCGCGUCGCGUCCUGUGCGGAUGAGAGCGGGCAAGUAUAUACGAGGUGAAGGAAAAGCUUGAAUGGACGUCGGCUCCAACUUCUUGCUACCUAUGUGGGUGGCCGGAGUGAUAGGAUUUGAUGUGUGUCGACGGUAUGCUGCAUGCGUGAGCAAUAGUAAGCUGUCCGCAGAGCAGCUUAUCUUUAAGUCAACUGAGCCUCCGAUGGGUAUCCAUCUGCGGACGUGUCUUGAUGACCUUUCUCUGCCUCUUGUGUGUCAUGUUAUAUCGCUACAGCUACUUGUUCCUCGAAAAGAUAGGAUAUACAAGAGUUAGGAGCCGAAGGACGG
Messenger RNA from Aureobasidium subglaciale EXF-2481, 358 nucleotides. RefSeq lists its product as uncharacterized. The record is from RefSeq and is a predicted model, not a curated record. Bases 93 to 344 code for a protein of 83 amino acids. NCBI's taxonomy places the organism in Eukaryota, Fungi, Ascomycota, Dothideomycetes, Dothideales, Saccotheciaceae. The transcript is spliced from 2 exons.